AUGAACUCUCCUAUGCAGGCUCUCAAACGGAAGAGUUCAGUAGCAAACGCAACCUCCCAGAAUAAAUGCAAAGCAGUACUACUUUUGUCGGCGGCCACUGUGUUACUCGAUUGUGACGAGGUCAUUUCGGCGGAGAAGACGUUGCUGAUUGUGCUUAGUUACUUAGGCACGAGAGCCACAAUGUACCAGAUUGCGGAUCGCUUUGACAUAACAGAGUCGUCCGUUCACAUCUGCAUUGAAAAAAUGCUGAACUUUAUGAACGAUAUCAGCGCGCAAAUAAUCACCUGGCCUGACCAGGAAAGACGCCAGAGGAGCCAAGCCGGCUUCCUGAGGAAGACUAAGGGGAAAUGGCCCCACAAAACGGUCGGGGCGAUUGAUGGAUGCCAUGUAGAAAUUCUGCGACCAACGGAGUCUCCGCACUCCUACUACAAUCGGAACAAGUUUCAUUCCAUUGUUUUGCAGGGUACCUGCAAUGAUCAGAAUCGAUUCAUCGACGUCUACAUCGGGUUCCCCGGUUCAGCGCACGACGCCCGCGUCCUCAAGGAAAGCCCCGUCUUGGAGGACGCGGAAGCCAAGUGUGCGGGUGGGUACCUGCAGGGGGAUUCGGCUUAUCCCCUGCUGCCAUACGUCACGAUUCCCAUCAAGUCUUCAAAAGCGGGCCUGCCGACCUGGAAGACUACGUAUAACAUGAAGCACUGUCAACAGAGAGUGACAAUCGUAAACACUUUCGGGCUGCUCGAGCAGCGAUUUCAGAGAAUGUACUUGGUCGACAGUGCCAGCAUCAGACAGUGCUGCCUUGUCGUUAUGGCCGCCUGCGUGCUCCACAACCUCUGCAAUGCAGAGUGA
Ixodes scapularis (black-legged tick) is the source of this 846-nucleotide messenger RNA. RefSeq names its product protein ALP1-like. Lineage: Eukaryota; Metazoa; Arthropoda; Arachnida; Ixodida; Ixodidae. The transcript is spliced from 2 exons. Bases 1 to 846 code for a protein of 281 amino acids. The record is from RefSeq and is a predicted model, not a curated record.